AUGUCGAGACAGACGUCUCCGUCCCCUCAAAGCAGGAGGAUCCCUUGGAAUGAAUUUGGACCUUACAGACCUAAACCAGGACAGGACAUGACUACCCAGGAAUGGAGGCCCAAUUCCAGAGACGAACAACGAAGGUUUGGUGAGGAUAUGUUCUCAGAAGGUCAAAGAAGACCCUCUUCACAGGAUAAAAAUUGGCGUCAGUGCGAUCAGGAGGGAGGUUCUCGGCGGCGGCUGUCGCCUCAACGCGACGUGCCCAACCACCACGUCCCGAGAGGCUCUCCCCAACGGGACGGCGGAUUUGACGCGGACAGACAAAGAAAAGGAUUCAGGGAAGAGUUCCAGCGUUUCAACAAUAGAGGAAGGCCACAAAAUUCCCCUCUGAGGUUCCCAAGGGAAGAGUUGCCGAUGCCAGUCAGCAAUCUUGCGCAGGGCUGGGGGCGGGACGGGGAAGGGUGGGGCCAAGGGAGGUCCCGGGACUGCAGCCCCAGCGUUAGGUAUGAUGAGCAAAUGGGAAGCAGAAGAGAAAGAAAUGACGAAGGUCUGAACAGAAGCAGACAAAGAGAAGAUAUUCUUCCCCUUAUAAAGAGCUCGAGAAGAGAAACGGAUGGCUACCAUCACAGCGGGUUCAGGCGGGACAGCAAGGACUUUGGUGAUCAGCGCUACUCGUCCUCCACGGUUGACGGAAAUGUCCGAAACGCUCUCGGCUCGGGACCUCACGGGAUACCGGAAGACCGGAUAGGCCAACCGCGAAAACACAAUAAUGGAGAACGCGGCGAUUUCGACUCGAAACAGAGACGCGGCGGACCUGAGCAAUCCUGGAUGUCGGAUGACAGACGAGAUUCCCAUGAAGAUUCUAGAAAGCGACGCUAUCCAGAUAAUUGGAGCAACAGCUCCGACCGCAGGAGGAGCUCCCCGCCGCGAGAACGAAUCAAUUUUGCAAGAUCUGACAGACAAGGUGGCCAGAGGGGAAGGGGCAGUCCUCAAGCGGCCAGAGGCGGAGUCAAUCGCAACGGGAACUUUCCAAAGAACCGGUCAAACUUUCAGCAAUCCGCUCGAGAAUACCAAAAUAGUCCUCGUGAGGAGCCCAAAACCGGAUACAGAGCCCAAAGGGAACCCUUGUACGAGGAGGAAGAACCCCACUGGCAAGAAAACGACCCACAGGUGGAGCAGGUUCGACCCGCUAGUCAGGACAGACGCGAACCGGAAGCGAAACGGCCCAGGCUGCGUCCUUGGGAGGACCUGGAGCCCAAAAACAUGACCGUGGUAACAGAGGAAACACUCACCAUCAAAGUGGAUAUGAGUCGGCCCAUCCAAAACACAAGCUUGCUAUGUUACUCGGCAGACCGCCAGCUAUCGUUGGACCUUGUCAACGUCGGCCGCCAGCGUCCGGAUCUCCUGCCGGAAAUUAACCAGGAGAGUGUCGCAGAGUUCACCCAGGAAAUCAUCACGUUGGUGCACGGGGUCAAAGAGCUGUAUUUUAAAGGUGACGGAAUGACGUUGAACGAACGCUUCUCCGAGCUGACGCAAGGAGAGUAUCGUGAAGAAGAAGGGGCGGGGCUUACGCUGGACCAGAGGUUCUCAUCUAACCGGUAUGCCGAAUCCCAAGUGGAACUUUUUGUUCGCGGCGUUGAUGCCGUUUUGUUCCGGUUCCAGCUGGCGCACAACCCCGGCGACCUGCGACACGACCUGGAGAGGCGGCGGCAGAAGCGGCUGGAAGGGGUAACCAUCACUAUACUUGGAAGCAGGCAGACGGACACGGAACAGGCCCACUAUGGUGGCGAUGAUGGGAUGUUCCAGGACAAGCGGGACUAUAGACGGGACGGAAAUACGGGUCCCAGGAGAGGCGGUCCUUACAGGACAAACACCGGUUUUGCCCAAAGGUUCAAGAACCACCAGCCCGGCAGGACGCACAACCGCUACAACAACAACAACGACGCAGGUAACCUUGAUCUAUCACCGCCAAAAAAGUCCCAACCGCUUCUGUGA
This is a messenger RNA of Nerophis lumbriciformis (worm pipefish), 1986 nucleotides long. NCBI's taxonomy places the organism in Eukaryota, Metazoa, Chordata, Actinopteri, Syngnathiformes, Syngnathidae. The record is from RefSeq and is a predicted model, not a curated record.